GCAAGCGACAGCACUUCGCGGGCCGCGUCUCUUUAACCGCUGGCCGUGAAAGAGCCACGUCUGCGAUCGACGAAACGGACUGUCUGAUAGAGACUGAGUUUACUUACGACCCGCACAAGAUCACAAGCUCGUUGCCGCGAAGAUGCUGUUAAAGUGUCUCACUAUUUUGCCGCUGCUACUCUUCGGCGUCUACGCCGACGAGAAGGAUGUCCUGGAGCUCACCGACGAGACCUUCGAGAGCGAGCUCGAGCGCCACGAGAACACACUCGUCAUGUUUUACGCACCAUGGUGCGGGCAUUGUAAACGCUUGAAGCCAGACUUUGCCAAAGCAGCAGAGUUGCUCAUAGGCAACGAGCCACAGAUCACUCUCGCUAAGGUGGAUUGUACAGAAGGCGGAAAGGGAACUUGCAACAAGUUUUCUGUCAGUGGUUAUCCAACUCUCAAGAUUUUUGAACGUAACGAGGUCAGGUCUGAUUAUAAUGGUCCCAGAGAAGCAUCCGGUAUUGUUAAGUACAUGAAGUCUCAAGUGGGACCAGCAUCUACAGAAUUGACUAGUGAAAAGGCCCACAAGACGUUCCUAGAGGCUGACGAAGUCAGUGUGAUAGGUUACUUCGAAAAGGAUGAUUCUCCAUUGGCCGCAGUAUUCCAUACUGUUGCCAAGAAGCUCAGAGAAAAAGUCAGAUUCGCUCACACAUCGACAAAAGAGGUUUUGGACAAAGUGUCCCACAAAAACACUAUUGUUCUAUAUCGACCAAAGAUACUCCACAACAAGUUCGAAGAUAAAAGUAUAAUAUACGAGGGUGGCGACUCUAUUAGUGAUGUAAACGACUUUGUCACCAAGAACUACUAUGGUAUCGCUGGCGUACGCACUCGCGACAACGCACAGGAUUUCAAAAAUCCUCUAGUGGUUGCCUAUUACAACGUGGAUUACGUGAAGAACGGCAAAGGCACAAACUAUUGGCGCAACCGAAUCAUCAAAGUCGCCAAGGACUUCCCCGAAUACUCCUUCGCCAUAGCUUCCAAGGAUGACUUCCAGCACGAGUUGAACGACUUUGGCAUCGACUACGCGAAAGGCGAUAAGCCGGUUGUUCUAGCGCGAGAUGCCAAAAACCAAAAAUUCGUUCUUCAGGACGAGUUCUCAGUGGAGACGUUCGAAGUGUUCCUGAAGGAUCUGCAGGCCGGCGCUCUGGAGCCGUAUCUCAAAUCCGAACCGAUCCCGGAGAGCAAUACGGGCAACGUAAAAGUCGCGGUGGCCAAAAACUUCGAUGAUGUAGUCACCAACAACGGUAAAGAUACGCUGAUUGAAUUUUACGCGCCCUGGUGUGGCCACUGCAAGAAAUUGGCGCCAAUAUUUGACGAGUUGGGCGAAAAGCUGGCGGACGAGGAUGUCGAGAUUGUCAAGUUUGACGCGACGGCAAACGACGUGCCAGCUCCGUACGAGGUACGUGGUUUUCCUACCCUCUUCUGGGUGCCCAAAGAUGACAAGGACAGCCCGGUCAAAUAUGAAGGCGGUCGCCUGCUCGACGAUUUCGUCAACUACAUUGCCAAACAUGCCACUGAUGAGCUCAAGGGCUACGAUCGUAAGGGCAAUGAGCGCAAGUCUAGAACUGACGAGCUAUAAGACAUUAUAGAAAAAGACGAUCGCAAAGUUCGUUUCAGAAUGCAAUCGGAUCGACGAUCCGCGAGUUUUCCUCAUAUAAUACACGAGUACAGUUAAGAACGCGCAAAUGUGCAUAAACAUAGAAAAGAAUAACGCUGUGAGUGCAGAUAUAAUGCGUUCCCGCAUUACGCAUUUUGCAAUAAGUGAUAGAUGAAGAAUGUUCGUCAAAUAGGGAGUGUUUCUAGUAUUUAGAAUUGUUUAGCAUGUAUUAAUUCUACACAUUUGUCACGUAUUUGUAACGAUUAUAUAAUGACGUGAUGCGGCGUACAGAAUUAAUUUUAAACUAUUUCCAUAAUAAUGUACUUCACGACUGAAGAAUUAUACAGAUAUAAAUAUAGAUAUGUAUCCGCGUAUAAUUCUUUAUAUAUAAGAUACUGUCUAUUCAAACAUUCUUCAUCUUUCAUUUAUUACAAAAUAUAUAUAUAUGAAAUAACACACACACAUACACUCCAUUCCAAUCUAGCGUGUUUCGAUUAUACACUAAGAGAUAAUGCAGCGAUUUCUGUUUAUACGAGAGUCAAAAUAAAUUGUUUUGUACAAAA
Messenger RNA from Formica exsecta, 2202 nucleotides. RefSeq names its product protein disulfide-isomerase A3-like (gene ERp60). Gene Ontology annotation, biological process: response to endoplasmic reticulum stress; protein folding. The record is from RefSeq and is a predicted model, not a curated record. Gene Ontology annotation, molecular function: protein disulfide isomerase activity. Gene Ontology annotation, cellular component: endoplasmic reticulum. Bases 143 to 1621 code for a protein of 492 amino acids. NCBI's taxonomy places the organism in Eukaryota, Metazoa, Arthropoda, Insecta, Hymenoptera, Formicidae. The transcript is spliced from 5 exons.